Oncorhynchus keta (chum salmon) is the source of this 1421-nucleotide messenger RNA. Its product is annotated as adhesion G protein-coupled receptor E2-like. Gene Ontology annotation, molecular function: calcium ion binding. The record is from RefSeq and is a predicted model, not a curated record. The transcript is spliced from 5 exons. The coding region runs from base 426 to 776 and encodes 116 amino acids. Lineage: Eukaryota; Metazoa; Chordata; Actinopteri; Salmoniformes; Salmonidae.
GAGGGAGUGGAGAGAAAAAUAGUGGUUGUCUGUGGCUCUCACAGAAAGUUGUCUCAUCAAAAGAGAGGGGGUUAUUUAUUUAUUUUUCCAUUGUUCAUUUUAUCAUCGUGGAACAUAUUGAAUAAAAUACUUGUUAUUAAACUGGGAUUUUCUUCAAUCUGAGAUAUAAUCACAGACUGAUUCUUCUUGUGGGACUAGUUUUAUUAGGAUCCUACUAGUUGUCUGGUGAGGAUAUAAUACCAGUCUGUCUCUGAGAUGGAGUCCAGAACUCUUCUACUUGUUCUGGGUCUUGAUUUCAUUCUACUGGUGAACCUAGUGGCCAAAGGUUGUGACCCUGGCUUCAUAGCCAAAGGGAGUCAAAAAUGUGAUGAUAUAGAUGAGUGUAAAGAGUGGGACAGUACCCCACCCUGUGGAAGUAAAGCUGCAUGUUUCAACACACAGGGAGCUUCUACUGUCACUGUCUACCUGGGUUCAUAUCCACAACGACUGACUACUUUACUCCUCUCACAGGGAAAUGUAAGGACAUUGAUGAGUGCCUGAUAACACAGGUUUGUGGCAGCAACACCAUUUGCCUCAACACCAUUGGGAGCUUCAACUGCCAGUGCCAACCUGGCUUCAGAGUCUCUACUUACACUGGACGCUGUACAGACAUCGAUGAGUGCCUGGAGAAAACACACAGUUGUGGCAGCAACGCUAGUUGCCUCAACACCAUUGGGAGCUUCCACUGCCAGUGUCAACCUGGGUUCAGAUUCUCUAAUCACACUGUGAAGGACUGAUGGAAAGUCCAAUAUCAAGUUAUCUGAUGAGUUUCCCAAUGAUUUUGUCACGUCUGCUCCUCCUCCCCCUCUCUGACGCUCGAGGUUGCCAGGCGACUCAUCAUUACUCACACCUCUCCCCAUCGUUACGCGCCCCAGCACUUCAUCGGACUCACCUGGACUCCAUCACGUCAUUGAUUAUCUAUCCUAUAUCUGUCACCCAUCCAGUUCAUUUUACACAUCUGCAUUGAUGCUGUCUGUUAAUCCAUUAAAUAUUCAUUCCCUGUACUUACUUCUCGUCUCCCAGCGUCUGGCAUCACAGAGCCAUUUCAGAUUGUGUACAUUUCCUUUUUAAAGACUUGCUGAGGCAUUUAACAGUUAGUGACACUGUAGUAAUAUACAGUAUAAAGAUACCUGGAUCCGGCUGUUUUUCAGUUUAUUUUUAUUUAAAUUGAACCUUUAUUUGACUAGACAAGUCAGUUAAAAACAAAAUGUUACUUACAAUGAUGCCCUAGGAACAGUGGGUUAACUGCCCUGUUCAGGGGCAGAACAACAUAUAUAUUUUCUAUCAGCUCCAGAGAUUCGAUCUAGCAACCAUUCGGUUAUUGUCACAAUGCUCUAACCACUAGGCUACCUGCCACUAGGAUACCAAUCUCCUCUCUUGGG